Messenger RNA from Synchytrium microbalum, 1386 nucleotides. RefSeq lists its product as uncharacterized. The record is from RefSeq and is a predicted model, not a curated record. Gene Ontology annotation, molecular function: protein binding. The coding region runs from base 1 to 1386 and encodes 461 amino acids. The transcript has 8 exons. NCBI's taxonomy places the organism in Eukaryota, Fungi, Chytridiomycota, Chytridiomycetes, Synchytriales, Synchytriaceae. Gene Ontology annotation, cellular component: nucleus.
AUGCCCGUGACAAUGUCAAUUAUAUUACGCGAGAAUUCUGACUCUGGUCGAGGGCUGUUUGCUACUGAACGAAUACUUCAAGGCAAAACAAUCUUCACCGAACAACCAUAUGCUGCUGUCGUAUCUGAUGCAUAUGUGGCAUCAACGUGCGCUUUCUGUUUUGCUCCUGACGCUUCGUCAAAAUGUGCGGCUUGCUCAUCAACGGUAUACUGCCAUCGAACAUGUCAGAGACUAGACUGGGUUGACCACAAGCCCGAAUGCGAAACACUGAAACGAGUAGUACCGCACCAACCAGGUACUACAGUGAGGCUUGUUUGCAGGAUAUUGCAAAAGCGUCAUAGAUCUCCUGAAUCGUAUGACCUGGCAAUCUCACGACUGCAGAAUUUCAAAGACAGAUUCCCUCGAGACACCAUUGAACAAUUCGCAACAAUGUCUAUCGUUGUCGCUGAAUGUAUAACGCAUUCCAGGUGCCCAACUCCAUCAGAGAUGAUAUCUCUAUUUUGUUGUCUGUCCAUAAAUGCUCAUUCUAUAACAAAUGAGGAGUUGGUCAAUGUUGGUGUUGGAUUAUAUCGAAAACACUUAGCAAUGAUCAAUCAUUCAUGUCGACCGAAUGUCUACGCAUCGUUUAACGCAUCUAAUGUGGUGCUUAGAACUGCACGAGUGAUUGACAAGGAUGAGGAAUUGAUGUUAUGUUAUGUCGAUAUUGAGGAUGCUAUGGUGGCCCGAAGGGAGGCGUUGAGGAAGCAAUACUUGUUUGACUGCUUUUGUGAUAUUUGUGAAGGAGUAUUGAAUGGGAAGGAGACUGAUGCUAGAGAACGAGUACAUUGUCCAAGCAAGACUUGUUGGUCAUCUCGAACUACAUUUGUGGACGUUGGAGCACACGUCAAGGAUCCUCGAUGCCAGAAUUGUACAGAGUUUUCAUCUUUUUGGCCUGAUAUGAAAAAGGAUAUUGCAAGAGGUCAAAGUCUGUAUGCUGAGGCUUUCGGUGUUCCUGACGCUAAAGCUACAGAGCUAUUACUCGAAGCUGAAAAGAAAUUGUCUCAUCACUAUGAUGGUGCAACGGAUGUGAUUCGAGUGAGAAGGGCUUUGCAAGACAGAAUCAUCCACUCAGCAAACCCAGAUUGGGAUCUAGCAAACCGAGUCUGUCAAGACACUCUGAAAUCCAUGAGUGAAAUACAUGGAAGCUGCGGUAUUACACCAACCCAGACUAUUCAGUUGUUGAAAUGCGCAAAGAUAUCCAGUCUGGUUGGAACUGUUGUCGAGAGUGUUAAAUGGUGGCAGAGGGCAUUCGAGAUGACAGUCAUUACUCAUGGUGAAGAUCAUCAGUUGACGGCAGAAGCUAGAACUAGGUUUAUUGAAGCUAGAGCAAUGUUGACCCAGAUAUGA